Messenger RNA from Colletotrichum truncatum, 1242 nucleotides. RefSeq lists its product as uncharacterized. The record is from RefSeq and is a predicted model, not a curated record. NCBI's taxonomy places the organism in Eukaryota, Fungi, Ascomycota, Sordariomycetes, Glomerellales, Glomerellaceae.
AUGGCACACAGAAUACCUGACCACGGAACCGUCCUUGACAUAGGCGGUGGCAACAUGUCGUCCAACAUACUUGACGAUCUUCGACGUGUCUUCGCCAUGGCCGCCCUUAGUGGCCAGCCGCCCCCAACCAUGCCCGACGAGCUACUCUACGACGACAAGGGCCUGGCCAUCUGGGCCGACAUUAUAUUCACGCCCGAGUUCUACCAGACACGCGACGAGAUUACCCUCUUCAAAAAGAACAGCGUAGAGAUUGCCAACUACAUCCCUGAAGGGGCCAUCAUGGUCGAUCUCGGUGCAGGUGACAUGCGCAAAGUCAACUUCCUCCUCGACCAGCUGACUCGCCUCGGCCGUGAAGCAACUUACCUCGCCCUCGACAUCUCCUCGCGCUCCCUGACCACCAACCUCGACCUCCUUGCUCCGGAGCACGCCGGUGGCAGUGUCCACAUGGCGGGCCUCUGGGGCGACUUCAAGGCCGGCAUCGAUUUCUGUGUCGCCCUUCCCUCGUCGUCGCCGCGCAUGUUCCUUUCUCUGGGCUCGGUACUCUUCAACGAUCCAUGGCACAAGGCUGUCGACUCUCUCCGCGAGUGGGCCGCCCUCAUGCGCCGUGACGAUCUCAUCCUCGCCGGUAUGGACGGCCACGAUGUUACGUCUGCCAAGGUCUGGGACGCCUACCAUACCCAUCCGGCGCUGUUUCAAGACUUCUUUUGCAACGGGUUGGAGCAUGCGAACGGCCUACUCGGGGAGAGAGUCUUCAAGGCGGAGGACUGGGAUAUUUGCGCGGGGAUCGAGGAGGACGAGGGACGACACCGCUUCUUCCUCAAGGCCAAGCAAGACAUUGCCGUCACCGCAGCCGCUCGCGGCAGUGCGGAGGAUGGUAUCCAAAUUAUCGGGCGAGGUACCGAGCUGGACUGGUUCGACGCCCAUAAGCGUCCUGAAUGGAUGGUCACAAAGAUGUGUGCUGAGGCUGGCCUCGAGGUUAUCAGGUCCUGGGCUAUUGAUGGCUCCGACAUGCGCCAGUACCUCAUACGCCGUGACCACAGCGCCGAGGUUUCCUCUGACAGGCCAUUGAUUCCGCCAACGUCCGCGGAGCGUAGCUGCUCAGCGGAAGUUCGAGGGAAGAAGUACGGACAGGGGAGUGGGUUCAGGUCACACGUCUCUCAACACAUCUCGGGAAGGGGUGAAGCGAUGGGAAACCGCAAGCUUACGCACCUACAACACACCCAAUGGGUGAAGGGAGGCUGA